UAUCCAACCCGGAACAGGGGACUUUUUAUUUCGUGACCUUGAAUCAAUAGGAGCGUGGAUUUCGAGUUAACCUUUGUUGUUUUCUGUAAAAAAACAAAAACAAAAAACUGUUUCAAUGAGGUAUAAGAAAAUCUUUGUGUAAGGAUUUGAUGUUUCUAAAAGUAGGAAGAUGGAGCUGCUUGCUGUGAUCCUUCUUUUUUAUGCCUCUCAGUAUUUGUUGACCAUGGGAGAAGAGGUUUUUGAGGGGGCAGAAUUAGUUGUGCUUCCGUGCCACUACUCUGGUGUAAUACCAGAGGUAAACACCUCAGUGAUUUGGAGCCGCAACGAUCUUAAACCCCAAACUGUCCAUUUGCGGCGAAAGGAGGAUGAUCUUUGUGGACAAAAUCAACGUUUCAGUGGCCGAACAUCAAUGAAAUCUGAUGCUUUAGACUCUAGAGACUUCAGCCUCAAUCUGAGAAAUCCUCGUCUGUAUGACAGUGGUAACUACGUCUGCAUCAUCAGUGACGGCACAGCAGAAAUAACAGUGACUGAGGUUCAACUACAGGUCAAAGCCUCUCCGGAGCUUUUGACAGUGACAGUGAAGGUCCUUAAGGGGGAAGAAUCUGUUGCGCUGCCCUGUCGGUACAGCAAAGUAUUAGAAGAAGUUGUUACAGUGAAAUGGAGCCGCUUUGAUCUCAAUCCCAAUAUUGUCCAUAAACGGCGAGAAGCAGACGACUUCCGUGAACAAAACCUGCUUUUCAGAAGACGAACAUCAAUGAGACCUGAUGCUUUAGACUCUGGUGACUUCAGCCUCACUCUGAAAGAACCACAACUGUCUGACAGCGGGAUCUACAUCUGCAGCAUUAUUGAUGAUGAAGAAGAAAUAUUCCUGUCGGAGGUUCAGCUACAUUUCAGAGCCUCCGAGGAGUCUUUGACUGUGACACUGGAGGUUUAUAAGGGGGAAGAAUCUGUAGUGCUGCCCUGCCAGUACAGCAAAGUAAUAGAAGAUCUUGUAACAGUGAAAUGGGGCCGCUCUGGUCUCAAUCCUGAUACUGUCCAUCAACGGAGAGAAAGAGACGACCUACGUGGACAAAACCAGCUUUUUGAAGGACGAACAUCAAUGAGACCUGAUGCUCUAGUCUCUGGUAACUUCAGCCUAACUCUGAAAGAACCACAACUGUCUGACAGCGGGAUCUACAUCUGCAGCAUCAUUGAUGAAGAAGAAGAAACUAUGCUGCUGGACGUUCAGCUGCAUGUUAAAGAAAUCUUUCCAACCUGGGCCAUAGUUCUGCUGGUUCUGCUGGUUCUUCUUGCUGUUUCUGGAGGUCUUUUAUUUCAUUUCAGACAAUAUUUAAUAUCAGUCUACAAGGUGGAGGUGGAUUCAGGAGUGGAGUCUGUUCUGCUGCCCUUUAAGACUACAGUCCGUCUGACUGAAGAAGUCACAGUAACAUGGAGAAACAACAGGAACAGGGUGGUUGAUAGUUAUCACUUAAAAGAGCUUCAACUCAGGCACUAUAAAGACAGAACAGAGAUGAAGGAAAAUUAUAAAUCUGGAGACUUCAGCCUGACCCUAAAGAACCCCACAGACAGAGACAGAGGAAUCUACACCUGCACCGUCUACAGAAAGGAAAAAAUCCUGGCUGAGAAACAAGUCCUGCUCAAGGUCAAAGGUGAAGCUGACUCUCUAAUCAUGGCCAUAGACUUUGGUUCAGCAUACAGCGGCUACGCCUUCAAUCUAAAACCCAGAGAGGAAGGAGGUGAGACCCAGUUAAAGAGAUGGGGUAAAGAACUUGGACUGGACUCCCCAAAGACUCCAACCUGCAUCCUGUUUGAUGAAGAUAGACAAUUCCUGGAGUUUGGUUAUGAAGCUAAAACAGCGUACAGCAACAUGAGACGAGAAGAAGCUGAGAAAUAUUAUUUCUUUGAAGACUUAAAGAGGAAAAUCCUGUACAUAGUAAGUAACAUUAAAGAUCUGCAGCCAGAGCUUCUUCUGCCUUGGAUCCUGCUGUGUCCUCUAUGUCCAGACCUGUCUUCUCAUUUAGAAACUGUGUCACUUUCUGAAUUAUCUGAGAGUUUAAAGCUGAACUGAAAUUAA
This is a messenger RNA of Fundulus heteroclitus (mummichog), 2074 nucleotides long. RefSeq lists its product as uncharacterized. Gene Ontology annotation, biological process: immune response; T cell costimulation; positive regulation of T cell proliferation. NCBI's taxonomy places the organism in Eukaryota, Metazoa, Chordata, Actinopteri, Cyprinodontiformes, Fundulidae. Bases 170 to 2068 code for a protein of 632 amino acids. Gene Ontology annotation, cellular component: external side of plasma membrane. The transcript is spliced from 7 exons. The record is from RefSeq and is a predicted model, not a curated record.